AGUUAUUCUGGCUGCGGCUCGGAAUAACGCGUGUGUUAGCUGCACUCUCGUGGCUGCAGCCACUUCACGUAGACAUACCUCCUAGCCGCAGCCAGUAGGGGCAUGAUAUAAGUCGUACUUGCAGAGCUUCAAGUGCACGGUAUAUUGCUAUAUCAUGUGCAUGUACUGGCGAACCGCCAGCUACAUUGUACAUGUAUAUAUACAGCGGGGCACAGCCACCCUACGUGCACUCACGGGGCCGGGUGCAAGCGACCAAGGCCCUGACUUCGUGCCAGAAAUAAGCUGAUGCGGAUAUCGUACUUUUUCCAUCUCCACUGGUCAUGCUGGUUGUCAGCGGCUCCGCCAACAUUGGAGUCUUCCCUGUCCAACUCUCGUCUUGAUGACAGAUUUGAGCUGCCUGCUUGAGGUUUUGUUGGUGAGCCAAGUUAAUUUUGCUUAUAGCGUGAGCAUGGGUCAUGGAGUACUGAAAAUCUGUCCCUUGUGCUAACCUGCCUGGAUAAAGUGUGACACUGCGCUGAGGCAUGGAUCAUUCCAUAUUAGCAGUAGUGCUUUCUGACCACUCGUCAUGGCGCACCCUGAAGACGUCCCCGUCAUCCAACAUCUCCCACAAGUAGCCAACUUGGAGCAACCUGUUCACUUCAACGAGGGAGCAUCUUGUUAAACACUGUUGUAGGAGUUCUGUUGUGCAGGAAGUUAGUUUUUCUCUUAGCCGUAGGAUCCACUUUGAAUAUAGCAACAUUUGAAAAAAGGGCCUGCCAGGAGAAAAAAGAAACCAUUUUGGGACCAUGGAGAUUGGUGACAUGGAUGUCCCUGUAGUUAGCCCACUGCCCAUGGCCAUGAGUGUCCCCUCACCCACCAGCCUUCCCCCAGGGAAUGGAGACGGAGGGGCCAAGUCACCCCAGGCUGGUCCUCAUCGAACUGGCUCAGGAAACAGAAUUGACUUUCCAACAAUAGCCUGCAAGAUCUGUGGGGACCGGUCUUCUGGCGUUCACUACGGCAUUAUCUCCUGUGAGGGCUGUAAGGGGUUCUUCCGUCGCUGUCUCAGAAGACAGAAGGAGUAUGUGUGCGUACGAGGGGGUAAAUGCGAGGUCAGUCGGCAGCAGCGGAACCGGUGCCCAGCAUGCCGGUACAGGAAGUGCAUUGAGCUGGGCAUGUCCAAAGAUGCCGUGCGGAUAGGCCGAAUCCCCAACAAACAAAAGGAGACAGAGUUUGCCGACAUCCAGCCAUUCACUCUGGACCCGCUGGAUGAGGAGAGAGACGUGGACCAGUCCAUUCAGGCAUUAGAAGAAGAUCCCGAGACCAACCAGCUGAUUGACUUUGUCAUCAAGGCCCACUCUGAGACUGCCAAGAAAUAUGAGGAGUUUGACGACUUCUUAAAGGGGAAGCUGAAGGUACCACACCGAGUCCAAAACUGCGGGGACCUGAAGUCACACAUGGAUCUGAACAGUAUGAACGGCCUGCAAAUGUGGUGUGAUGUCGUCACUCAAACGCUGGCGCUCUUCAUCAAGCGAAUUGUCACCUUCUGCAAGUACAUACCAGGUUUUGCCUUGCUGGACCAGCAUGACCAGAUGAUCCUGAUCAAGGCGGGCUUCUUUGAGAUCCUGACGGUGCAGGACAGCAUCGAGUUGGUGCUGUACGACGCCUUCAUGCUCAGCAAAGAGAUUCUGAUCACCCGGCCCAACAUGCUCAAGUUCAUGCCCCAGGAGCUGGUGGAGUCACUCUACGACUUUGCAGGGCGGCUACACCGCCUGCGGCUGACCAUGACCGAGCUGGCCCUGCUGUCAGCCAUUGUGCUCUACGCAGACGAUCGGGAGAACCUGAUUGAUCGCAAGGCCGUCGCUGCCAUGCAGACCAAGCUCCUGAUGGCCCUCAAGCUGGAGGUCCAGCGCAAUCAUCGUUCCGACCCCCAUAUGUUUGCCAAGAUCCUCCUGCGCCUGCCCGAGCUGCGCACGGUGGACAACCUCCACACCCAGUUCAUCAUGAAGUUGCAGGUGGGCGUGGGCAGCUCCGACCUGCCCAUCCCUGCCCUGUACAAGGAGGUGUACGACCUGGGCAUCACCCGGAUACAGAGAGACAGCCCCGAGGAUGGCAGGUCUGAGGACGAGGGGUCCGAGGACAGUGGGUCCGAGGACAAGGAGCCCGGCGGCCUCCCCCACAUUAAGAAGGAGAUCGAGGAUGAGGCCGCAGGCAAGGGGGAGGCGUUGCUCAAAGGGAGGGAGGGGGAGAUGAUGUGGGACAAAUGCAAGCAGGCGGACCUGGAGCAGAUUGCACUGAUCGGACUGAAUGGCAUCAGCCGGAGGGGUCGUCGGUCGGAGACCGGCAAAGAUGACUCCGGGAGGAGGUGCUGACAGGUGUGCCCAGGAGGUUGUCAUGGAAACACAGAAGGGGGGGUAAGGUCGUAGGUGAGGAGUUCAGGAGAAAAUUAAUGGCAGAGAAAGAGUGACUAGGGUUGCUCGCUGAAGAAACGGGGGGUCAGAGGUGGUUACCACUGUGAUCGGAAGGUCCUCGCAGAAAAGUACUUGAGGGAUGGAUAGUACAUCAGAGGUUGAUGCAGUGGCAAGGGUCGCAGAACCUUAGUUACCAGAGGGGAGCCUACUUGGAAUUCAGGGGUCAUUCAAGUCCUGAUCUGACAAGGUCAGAGGUCAGGGAAAGAGAUGGGGGAGAAGUGGUGUUGAGGCUGCGUUUGAAAGUGCCGUAUGGGGCCGGUAGUGACUUAGAAGAGGAGGCGUAGCUGGCCACUGGCGUCCAGGGCGAUCAUGUUAUAUCUGCUGGCUGGAGCUAACUUUGGAAAAAACUCUUUUGGCCUGUGGAAACGAUUGAUCAGGGCUGAGAAUUCCAGAUGCAAAACAGUAUUAAAAAGUACCGGUCCUGGUUUCAACAAAGCACUUGAAGCAUUUUCAAGUGUUUCCCCAGUCAAGCAAGUAUAAGUCUUGAAUUUGGGGGGAUGGGGGGUUCGACACAACUUAUUUGAACUUGGCUACAGUGAGCAUCCUGUAUUUGCUCCUGACUGGCUCCAUACAGUCUGUGUAUGAGCUGUACAUGAUUAACACUGUGCCAAACACCAGUUUUUGCCACAGUCUAGUAAGCUCAGCCUUCUGUGUUGCAGUCCACUGUUUAGUGUCUGGUACAUAGUCACAUCUGCAGUACACAUUCAGGGGAAGAUGACCGGUACCCAAGCAGAGGUGUAACACAGUUGUUGGAGGAGAGAAUACAUGUAUAUCCCCCUAUUUGACCAAAAGAGGGAGAUGACCAUAGACAGUCCCGCACAUUUUGGUUUAAAGAAACCUCCCCCCCCCUCCAAGAAUGCAGAUGUUGAAGUUGAGUUUUAAACUAACCGUUGAAGCCUGUCAAGUAGAACUGCAAAAGGGAAAACAAGUAGAAGACCUUUCAAUGCACCGUUUUCAUGUAAGGGUAAGGCACGUUAGCGUACACCUGUACGUGACAGUACCCACCAAGUGUUAAAUUUCCAGGAUCAACUAUCUCUAGGAUUGUGGAAAUCCUUCAUCCUUCCCAUUUGAUAGCCUCAAUUUAAGUCAAGUAUUAAAGUCGUUGGUCCACCAUAUUCAGAAUUAUGUGCACUGGUGUGCUCGUCUUCACUGCCUUUAAUGACAGCGCCAGUAAGGGUCAAUCGCUCUCCCGAAUGUUGCGUUAAGGAAUUAUGGAUAUGCACAGCCCUGUGAGUAGCUCACUGCCUCAACUGGUGCACGUUCACUCUGUAUGCCUGUGUUGGCCGCACACGAGAGCAUUGACGUGUGCCACUGUUCAAACAAGUUCCACCCAGCAAGGGUGUGAAGACAUCACAUCAUGCAUACCCCAAGAGACUAAAACCUACCAGUGGCCUGUAUAGUUGCUGUGGGUGUAAGCAAGGUGUCUUGCUACACAGAGAUGUGUAACACACAGUAAAGGGGGCCAGUAAGUGACCAUCAUGUUAACAGUGUUUCCCCCAUGGUCUCACAUUGUUGUCAUGUCUUGAGCACUCCACAACCUGUUCUUCAUGCGCAUUAGUGCAAAGGCUGUAAUUGGAUUGAGACCAGAGGGUGAUUUCUGUAUUGAAAUAAAAAUUAGUGUCCAUAUUGAUGUCAUUCUAAACUGCACAUGGGAAUAACAACUGUCAAAGAGCACUAGCCGAAGCCUACUUCUUCUUCACCGAUGUGAAUUUUUUUGGUCAUAAAUUAUUAUAAAUUUGAUAAAAUGUAAUGAAUUUAUAACCAUAGGGGAAACAUUGCCAAUGUGAACAGGCCCAGUUUACUGUCUUUUGUACACUUGUAAUACAUGUUCAGGUACUGAUGCAGUGAAGUGCUUUAUGAAGUUUGCAAAUUACAAGAGAUUGUGAUUUACAAUGGUGACUGGUUCCUAGACCUAAACUUGUGCUUCCAAAGCCAAGGGCUGUGAUAGGUGUUUGACGAUAUUGCUAAAUAUGCUGCCUGUUAUUGUCAGGCGUAGUUUUUUUUCGGGGGGGGGGGGAAUGCUGGAGAGGGGAGGGUGAAAAUGAACCUUGACAUUUGGUUUUCAGGGUUGCUGUGGCCUGGAAAAAUCAUGGAAAUUUGUUUUUCCUUUUUCAGGCUUGGAAAAGUCAUGGAAUUUGGAAAAAUGACCAAAGUCAUGGAAGUUUGUCUUGGAAAUCAUAAAACACUGUGUGAUUUCUAUUAUCAAAAAUAAGCACAUAAAAUCUGAGAUUGUAUUUGCAACCUAAAAGGCCGAAUAGUCCAAGAAAUUGCAUUGGGUCAUGGAUUUUCAUAAUUUGGUUAUGAAAAAGUCAUGGAAUAUAAUUGUCCUUUAGAUGCAGGAACCCUGGGCGUUUCCGGAGACGUAAAACUUGCAGGGCUUUUUCAGCUGUCCAUUGAGUCUUGAGACUUGUUCCAGAAUAAAGUCCAACCAACCCUACCCCGAACCCCAGCCUAAGUCUUUGGUCCAGGACUGUGGCUGCCCUCUGUUCAAUACUUGCCAUCGGACCUCUUCAAGAAAUCCGAAAAAAAUACCUGAAAUUCCCCGGUCCAAUUUGUGGGAUUUUUUUCCUUUGCUCUCCUUUUUUCUCCUUGUGUACAUAGUUUCAGACCAUUCUGGGUUGUACAAAUUUAAUAAUCUGAAAUAACCGAAGAGUAAAAUUGCCAUGUAAACUGUACAGACAUUUUAGUGUUACAUCUGCGUGCAGGACUUAUUUUGAAAUUUUGUAUUGAAAGAGAAACAAAUCAGUUAUAUUUAAUGGCGUGCACCGUUUUUUUUUGUCUCACAGAAACAGUGAUUGAAACUCCAAAAACAACUGAAAUUAAUGUGUUUUUCCAUUAAAAAACGUAUCUGGGAAAUCCCAUACAAAUCAUAUAUUUUUUUGUAAUUUGUAAUGUACAUUUACAAAGCUGAAAUUUUCAUGGAAAUCCAGUAGCCCUGAAGGUUGUCAUUAUAUUUCGGCCAGGGGAUGAAACACAAGAACGGAGGCUGAGCCACAUGUACCAUGUAGAUCUGUGUUGAUUUUGUUACAAUGAUGUCGCUUUGUAUAUAAAAACAGGGUAUAUCAACAUUUCUUGUAAUGUGAACCAUACUUCAGGAAUGACAUUUUUCUAGCGCAAAGUGACUAUUUUUCUUGUCUGUGAAACAUAACCUACAUAAAAUGUGCAUGUGGACUACAUGUACUUGUAAUUUGUAUUUAGUGUAGAGCUUAAGUUUUUGUAAACCGGGAUCCCAUAAACAAUGUUUUGAACAAGCUGCACAUUUAUGAGCAUGUGCAUUUUGAUAUUUUUCUCCCUUUCUGAUUUUUUUCUGUGUUCACUUUUACUUCCCACACAUCUGUGUACGUUACUGCAGCGUUGUGACCAAGUCAUUUUCUUCAAGUCAAGUUGCACAUCAUUUUUCCUAGAGUCAUAUCACACGCCAGUUUUUCCCAUAUUGAGUCUCCAUUUCUUUUUUUUAUUUCUUCACCCGUCUCAUGUCAUAAUUGGCAUGGAACACACUUUCUGCUGAGACUGAUUUACUGUACCGAUUAUGUGACUAAUGAUGCUAAGUGAAACAGGUCAAUGUAAUUUUUUACAUGGUAAUAUAGUGACAUUUGAAAGUUAAAGAAGAAGUGGCUGCAUGUAAUGAAACCAAAGAGGUUUUCUUUUGCAUGUAGAAAGUCACAGAUACAUUUUGUUUCUUGUAUUCAACAAGUCAGAUUUGUUCAAGCCAAGACCCGAGUUGUUUUCUUCCACGUCGAGUCUCAAGUCAUUAUCUUUUGGAAGUCUAAAGUCAAAACAUUGCAACUGAAGUCAGACUCUGCAAUUCAACAAAACUGGUCCGAUGGCAACGUAGCACACGUACAUACACAUAAACGUACAUAUGUGCCUGGAAAUUUGCACGUCUUUAACUCGAAGGCAUACACCUCUUGUGCUCAUAACCAUAGCAACAGGCGUGCAAUGAACUCACCGAACCUACUCAAAGCGGUCGUGACUAUUGUUGCCAUUCGACGCUCCGGGCAAAAUGGACCAGUUCAGAAACUGUGGCAAUUGGUUGUCAUGUGUUAUUCUCCCUAACAGUCCUCAAACCUUCCAACCAUUCGAGGAUUGAGGACUUUGCCGCUAAGGCUUGUCAGAAGACAUGAUUGUGUGUGUAUCUAUAUUGGAAGUUGAUCAUACUUCAUGUAUUUUCUAUCGUUCAAAAUGUUCAAAACAUUUUUUUCAUCUUCCAGAUUAUAUGCUGCUUUUUUCUCAGCGUUUGUAAUUAUUACACAAAUACAUGUUUGGAGCAUCUUUUGAAAUCUGAAAUACGCUCCCAGAGGAUAUGCCCUUGACUGUACAUGUAUAAUUUGUAACAGUAAUUUUCACUGGCACAUUUCAAUCGAUUUGUUUUACCAAACAGCUCUGUGCCAAUUCGCCAUGUAAACAAAAAUGAAACUGAAACAACCCACAAUGGGUUAACAAAUGUGUUCAAUUCAGAAGCCAACCUUUGAUUUUUUGUCUUCAUUUUCGGGCUGGUAGUUCCUUCACAAUGCACAUCUGGAAAAAAGAUAUUACCAGGUGUCUGGGCUCGUCCAUUACCAAUUUUAAUGUAAUGUACUCGGUAAGACUUGAGUGAUGUCAGUUUGUGUCAGGAUAUUCUUCGAAAUGUUAUUUUGUCCAUGCAGAAUGGACGAUGGGUAAAUUGAGAUUGGGCCAGUGAGUGGAGUUCGUUGAUGUGGUUCUUGAUGGAACCUUUUCAUAGCUGUCUUCAGUAGGCUGCACAGUGCCCAUGCGUUGUGCCAAUGUCGAGUUCAUGAUACUUGACGACUUUUUGUGAAGUUAGAGUCUGUGAUAUCUUUUAGGAAUGUUUCAACAUGGCAGUGGUGACGUUUGUUAUUUGCAUGAGGUAUCCAUGUAAGUGGUUUAUUUGUCAGAUCCAAGCCAAAGGUAUAAAGUUCUGCAUGAUCUUCAAAUUAAGAUUUUGUUUCAAGCCAAGUUAAUGCAUUGUUGCAUUUUUAAUAGAGAAGUAUUCAUUGUUCAGUGUUAGGGGAUUUUUUUUCUUAUCUUUUCAGUUUUGGGAGGUUUGUGGGGAGGGGUGGUUAUUGUUUAAUGUUGCUGUGUUUUAUUCUUGGGGAGGGGGUGUUUGGUGUGUGUGAGUUUGUUUCUGCAUUCAAUUGGGACCCAGAACAAUUGAGGA
This is a messenger RNA of Acanthaster planci (crown-of-thorns starfish), 7605 nucleotides long. RefSeq names its product oxysterols receptor LXR-alpha-like. The record is from RefSeq and is a predicted model, not a curated record. Gene Ontology annotation, biological process: cell differentiation; positive regulation of transcription by RNA polymerase II; negative regulation of transcription by RNA polymerase II. Gene Ontology annotation, molecular function: nuclear receptor activity; RNA polymerase II cis-regulatory region sequence-specific DNA binding; zinc ion binding. NCBI's taxonomy places the organism in Eukaryota, Metazoa, Echinodermata, Asteroidea, Valvatida, Acanthasteridae.